ACACCCAUUUCACCGAAAUCAGCCCCCGAAACCCCGAGUCGGUGCCUUUUGGAAAAUAUCGGUUUGAUUGCACGAGUAAGACUGACUCCCUGCUUUAAACCUCUUUUUUUAAAAAUUUGUGUGUGCGUGUUUAUGUGUGUGUGUGUGUGUGUCUGUGUGCGUGUGUGUAGGCUACGGCGACCAGGUUGGUUUGCGGCUCCACGUCGCCUCCACUCAUCGCUUUCAUAGCGCGGAUGAAGAGGAUUUUGUAAAAUUACGCGUUCCGGCUGAUUCUUGUAUAGAGCUAAUUUAUUUCUGUCCGGGGUCCUGGAUUUACACAGAGGAGGAGCGGGGAGCCGAUCAUCCGUCGUUCUCUUGGUACCAGGGAGCACGUGACCCCGGAGAUGAACAAGCUUCGUCAGAGCCUGAGGAGGAAGAAGCCCACGUAUGUGCCAGAGGCCAGCAGACCACAUCAGUGGCAGGCUGACGAGGAGGCUGUACGCAAGGGCAAAUGCAACUUUGCUGUUCGGUACCUGGGGUUGGUGGAGGUGGAAGAGUCGAGAGGGAUGCAUGUAUGCGAGGAGGCAGUGAAGAAGCUAAAAAUUAGCGGGAAGAAGACAGUAAAAGCAGUAUUGUGGGUUUCAGCUGAUGGACUCAGGGUGGUAGAUGACAAAACCAAGGACCUCAUUGUGGACCAGACCAUAGAGAAGGUUUCCUUCUGUGCUCCGGAUCGUAACUAUGACAAGGCCUUCUCCUACAUCUGCAGAGAUGGGACUACAAGACGGUGGAUGUGCCACUGCUUCAUGGCCCUAAAAGACUCAGGAGAGAGACUGAGCCAUGCAGUGGGUUGUGCCUUUGCCGCCUGCCUGGAGAGGAAGCAGCGCAGGGAGAAGGAGUGUGGUGUGACGGCUUCCUUUGAUGCUAGUCGCACCUCAUUUGUGCGUGAGGGCUCCUUCCGCACCAAUUCUUCCUGCAGCCAGCAGGGCAGCAGCAGUGAGCGAGAUGAGAAGCUGCAGGAGAAGAAGAAAGAUCAGCCCUCUGUCAUGCCAGCCCUCCCACCUGGCACCGCCUCCCCACCCGAGGGUGCGGCGUCCCCUAUGGAGCGACCAGAACCAGGCGGGCCUCAUGCCAUCCCCCGCCGCCACGCGCCCAUUGAGCAGCUGGUGCGUCAAGGCUCAUUCCGAGGAUUUCCAGCCCUCAGCCAGAAGAAUUCUCCCUUCAAGAGGCAGCUGUCACUCCGUCUCAAUGAUCUGCCAUCCACACUACAACGCAAGACAGAUUUCGAGACCACGAACCCUGAGAUGGACAUGGGAUUGCCUGGUGAGGGAGAUAGUAGUAUAAAUGCCCUGUGUUGCCAGAUUAACACCUCCUUCACCAAGCCAUCGGACGAGCUCUUCUCCAACCCUUCUAUGUCUGCAAAUGGCCCGCCAACCUGCACCGCACCCCCCGUUCUGCCUCCACCACCUGCACCAAUGCAGGCCACCUCCUCCUGGGUACAGACGGAACCUCCACUCCACUCUCCUCCUCCGGUUUCUGUGGCAAUGCAAAUGCAGAGCGGCCACAAACGCACGCCAUCCGAAGCUGAAAGAUGGCUAGAGGAAGUCUCCAAGGCUGUGAAGGCCCAACAGACGCCUCCUCCCGGCCCCACCAUCCCCACUAUUCCCGGACCACCCUCCAUGUCCAGUCAUCAGAUCUCCAGUCAGUCAGUCAUGUCAGCUGCCCCAGUAUCCACUGUCCCCAUGUCCAAACCUCUCAUUUCCGGCCCCUCUGCUCUUUCAGGUCAGGCCCAGAUGCCCCUCCCACCAAUGUCAAUAUCGUCAGUUCCACUAAUACCUGGCCCACCAGUUUCAGGUCCUCCUAUGUCGCUUCCUUCCAUGUCCAUUCCUACCAUGUCAGGUCCAAGCAUGUCUGGAGCCCCCAUGAUCCAGCCCUCCCUCCCAGGACCCCCAGGCUCACUUCCAAGCUCCAUGCAACCGUUCCCUUUGGCUUUCGAUACCACUCCAGCCCCUGUGGGAAUGUUUGCCAGCCAGCCUGUCCAACCUGCUUUUGUGCCCAUGCAGACCUACAUGCCAGGCCUAGCAAGCAGUAUGACCUAUCCCAAUGCCAGUGUGCCCGUGGUAGGCAUCACACCGUCGCAAAUGGUGGCCAACGUCUUCUGCACUGCCACAGGUUCAUCAGGCACAGGCAGUGCUAUGGGCUCGGCCGGAGGAGGACCCAAGGUGGGGACGCUUGGAACAGUCGGGCAACCCCAUUCCUAUGCAGGCCCACCUAGUGCAGUUGGGCACACUGCAGGUUUUUCCACACCUCCAUUUUCAUCCACUCCACCAUUAUCAACAGCCAUUAAUGGCCUCCAACCACACAGCAGUACCACAGUGGCCCUCCAAAAUGGGACCUCAAGCACUAGUGGAAAUGGUGGCACUAGUAGCAGCUGGCCACCAGAGGGUAGCCAGCUAACAGCUCCAGUGGUUGAUUCCCAAGAGGAUGACCGUUUUGAAGCCAAGUGGGCAGCCCUGGAGACAAAACCAGCAGCUCAGCAGCCUGGGAACAAGGCGCCAGCUGCAACAGCCAACCCGUUUUCCAACAAUCUGCAAAAGACUUUUGAGAUUGAGCUCUAAGCCAGACCUGGCCUCCCAAAGCUGUAGCACUCAUCCUGGUGUUAAAGCCUGGGGACGCCAGGCACUAAUUCCAGCAUCUUUGCUUAGAAUGGGAUGCAGGUCCUUACAGUUAGCCUAAUAUCCAACCUGUGGCAGCCUAGCAACUUGUUAAAUGCUCUGUUCGGAGCCUGCAGUGAUCUUACUUGCUUCCUUCAUGCUCCAAUGAGUGACAGAGAGUAACUUAGCAGUUUGCUGGACUGUAAUAUGAGGAUCAGGUCUCUAGCUCCUUCCACUCCACCCACUACAUGCCUCUCCUCCCUGCUUUCUCUUACCAUUUUUGGCUUUACUUUACCUGCUCUAAGUCCCUGGAUGUACUGCACGUGUGCCCUUCAAGUACAGUAUUGAGGGGGAUGCAGUUUAGUACUUUCUUUCUUGAAAAGGGGACUUCAAUCAGAUGCAUUCCAAUCCCGUGAGAUGUUUUUUGGCCGUUUUGCUUGAUUUUGGUGGAGACUUUAGUUACAUGACAAGAUAUGGGGAGAAGCAGAGAAGUGAUUUGUUGACUGAUGAACAGACUGAUGCUGAUCAUAGCCAAGCACAGCAGACGAUCAGAUACCUGAAAGGACUAGUCAAUGACGUGAGACUCAACCCUACAAAUCCAAGAGGAGUUACUGACCAAUAGUAGAGAUUUAUGGCCAAAAGUAUUUUAUUUAUUGUAUUUUAUUUUUUAUUUUAACAGGUUAUGUGUACUUAAAGAUCUAAAUCUUAAAUCCGUGUUUCGGGAGCAUGUUGUUUUUUUAAUCCCCUAUAUUUAUUUUUGUUGAAUCGAUAAAGAGUAGGGAACCAAGCUCGAUGGAGCAGUAGCUGAAGGAAAGCACUGUGGGAAAUUGAAUCAUGUAACAGGAACCAAAUAGCCAGGAACAUACAGGAAUGUGACAUGUUGAGACCAGUGUAUAUAGCGGCAUGUUUCUUCCACCCGUUAGCCCUCAAAUAAAUAUGCUCCACUGCUGCUGCUGAGGCCAGUUGAGUCUGUAUGGCUUCACUUUGGCAUUAUAGCCCAUUUCUGUUGCUAAUGCCUAGUUUAAAGGGCACUGGGACUUGAAAAAUCUCUUCAGGAUAUCCAGCACACAGACACUCUGGACAAUACAGCACAACAGUCCUUCGGACUCCAUCUGCACCGGACAAACCCAAGGAACUCUAAUAACUCAGUGGAUUAAAAAAAGGAAAACUUUGCAACACUGUGCAACUGGUUGGGGGAAAAAAAAUGAUGCACUACAUUCUAACUUUCACAAGUCCUUUUAUGUGUUCAAACACAGGGUAAAUUCUCAUCAUGUACAGUAUGAUUGUGUAUUCACCUCUACUGUACCGCUGUGAUGCAGUGGUGCUACACUGACAACUGAUUUCCAGACCAUAGGAGAAGAGAAACAUGAGCAGAUAUCAAUUUAGGGAUAAAAAACAAAACAAAACAAAACAGCACUGAACUUUUCUGAUGUAGAAAAAUCAGUGACAGCAAAGAUUCAAUUGACAGGUUACCAGAGGAAAAAAAAUGUAGACGUGGAGAGGAAAGAUGAAGGAUAAGCUGCAUGUGAGAGGAUGGAGCUACUGUGUACCUUUAAAGAAUGGGAUGGAGGAAGUCUGAAGGAAGGAAAAUAAGAUGUGAAAAAACAGAGAUAAAAGCGAGAGGCAGAUUGUGUGAAAAUAUCUAGAACAAAGACACAUUCAUCACCCACGAAGCAAGAACUGUCUGCUGUCUUUUUGUUCCUCAAGGCCAAGCCGCUUUCAUUUCAGCAUCCUAUUCCUCAACUCCUAAAACCUCAAAAAAAAAAACUCACACACAACAACACUUUUUAUCAUGUGGAUUUAUGAAAACAAUGUUGUUAUAUAAUUGCAGCCUCAUAAACAGCAUUUUUGUUAAACUAUGUGCAACUCCUUAUACAGUUAAAACCCCAACAAAGACUUCAGUGUUUAGACUCGCCUUCAGUGGUUUCCAAAAAGAUGCAAACUUACUAAAAGUUGAAGCAGAAAUGUGUAACGAAGGGCUUUAUUUCUGUAUGUUAUAUAAGCUACAAUCUGACCACAGAUGCUCCUGUUAUGUUCCUUAGGAACUGAAUUGUGUUUGGAUAUAUGGACUGCCACUGAUUAGAUUUCCUGCUCAUUAACUCCCUACAGCUUAAUUAGCUUAUUUGGUCUCUUCCUGUGGCUGGCUUUUCAGAGAGCCUAAAUUUACAUGCCACCGGCCUAAUUUACACCACCUCGGUUCCUCCCAGGUUUCACCCCUUUGUUUUCAGAUGAACUUCCCCACAGAACAAAUCCAAACUGCUCUCUCUGCCUCCCUCUCUCUACAAAACAAAUCCGAUUCCCUCAUGAGAUCAGUGCUUUUAUUUUGUUUGAAAAUCUUUUUUUUCUCUUUUUUUUUGCCCUCAACUCUUGUUUGCACGCCCCCCCCCCCCCC
Molecule: messenger RNA, 5022 nt
Organism: Archocentrus centrarchus (flier cichlid)
Lineage: Eukaryota; Metazoa; Chordata; Actinopteri; Cichliformes; Cichlidae
Gene: numbl
Product: NUMB like endocytic adaptor protein
Exons: 9
Coding region: 384-2594 (736 amino acids)
Biological process (GO): positive regulation of neurogenesis
Cellular component (GO): cytoplasm
Source: RefSeq, a predicted model, not a curated record